Messenger RNA from Aspergillus steynii IBT 23096, 926 nucleotides. RefSeq lists its product as uncharacterized. The transcript has a single exon. The record is from RefSeq and is a predicted model, not a curated record. NCBI's taxonomy places the organism in Eukaryota, Fungi, Ascomycota, Eurotiomycetes, Eurotiales, Aspergillaceae. Bases 118 to 693 code for a protein of 191 amino acids.
UCACGGUAAUAAUUCACCCCUCCAUCCAUGAGAGGGGCAAUCAGCAAGGAGAGAUAAAAUGAAAUAAAAUAGAAAAGAAAAAAGAAGAGAAGGGAGGAGGGGGGAAGCCCCUCGCCGAUGUCUGUCAUACAUGCUUAUCGCAAUAAGAAAGAGCUGCAGGCAGGCAUCUCAUCUCAUCUCAUCUCAGCCUGCAGACCAUCAAAAGGGGUUGUCCGAAGGGGGGAACUAAUCAUCAUAAUAAAAAUGGCUACGGAGUCCAUACUGCAGACUGAUUCGCAAGAACCAGACCUCCAUGCCAGGACGAGGGGCGGUGCCAGCAGCGCAUCUCAAUGGACCAGUACCACACGGAGUCAGGACUCAGUAGUGUCUCAUCCUCUCAUGAUCCUCUGCUCAGAAACUGCACAGAACAUCGCCAGAAGCAAAUCGGACCGGCGCCUCGGGUGGUCCCCAGGACGAUCAUCCCGUCUUUCCCAUUCGCAGUACUCCGUUGCGCAGUCGAAAAGUCAGUCUGGAACCCGCCCCUCCCCCUUUUUUUUCUGCUUUCUGGGACUCGUCCCGACGGAUUACGGAGGAGUUGGACUGUUACUGUUAGUGUUAGUGUUGCGCUCAUCUCCGGCUUUCACUUCCACUUCCACCUUCCCAGCCCAGCCCCCCCUUUUUUCUUUCUCGGGGGAUUGGGAUUGGGUUUUCUAGACCUUCUAGCGUCUGGCUUCGGUCCCAGCGUUUCUCUAAAAAUUUGACGAGCUAUCCUCUUCCCGUGUUCCGUCCCUCAUUUGCUUUUUCUUUUUUUCUUUGCUUUGCUUUUUUUGGGCCCGUCUUUCCGUGGACAUCCGGUAGGGAAAACAAAAAACAACGGUUGGUUCCAUAUUGGCUGGGAGGGAUUGCGCGGUCGUCGCAGGUCGCGACUAGCGUUCUGGGCGUACCUU